Gordionus sp. m RMFG-2023 is the source of this 782-nucleotide messenger RNA. Its product is annotated as large ribosomal subunit protein eL20-like. Gene Ontology annotation, cellular component: ribosome; cytosolic large ribosomal subunit. The transcript has 5 exons. Gene Ontology annotation, biological process: translation. The record is from RefSeq and is a predicted model, not a curated record. NCBI's taxonomy places the organism in Eukaryota, Metazoa, Nematomorpha, Gordioida, Chordodea, Parachordodidae. The coding region runs from base 33 to 560 and encodes 175 amino acids. Gene Ontology annotation, molecular function: structural constituent of ribosome.
GUGCGAUUAAUUUUUUCACUUGAUUUCCGAUAAUGAAAUUCCGUGGCGAUUUAAAAGAAUUCAUAAUAAUUGGCCGUAAAGUUCCUCUCAAUAAUGAAAAAACUCCUAUAUAUAAGAUGCGGAUAUUUGCUCCUGAUAAAUUAGUUGCUAAGUCCAAAUUUUGGUAUUUUGCUGCUAAAUUAAAGAAGGUUAAGAAAACAUCUGGCGAAAUUUUGGAAAGCACCCAAAUACAAGAAAGAAAAGCUUUGAAGAUAAAAAAUUUUGGAAUUUUAUUGAAAUAUGAAUCCAGAAGUGGUGUACAUAACAUGUAUAGAGAAUAUAGAGAUUUAACAGCUUCAGGUGCCGUCACACAAUGCUAUCGUGAUAUGGGAGCUAGACAUAGAGCCAGAGCAAAUACAAUUCAGAUAAUUAAAGUAGAUGAAAUACCUUCCUCUAAAUGUCGUCGGGUUAAUAUAAAACAAUUCCAUGAUAGUAAAAUCAAGUUUCCUCUUCCACACCGUGUUGUACUGAAAAAAAAUAGAUCACUAUUUUCAAUUAAUAGGCCUAAGACAUUUUUUUGAUGAAAUGUAUUAUUUGAUUGUUGUAUAAUUAUUAAUCUAUUAAAUUAUUUUUAUAAAAAGAAUAGACUAAAAUGUUUAUAUGAUUUCUUUGUUCAAAUGACUUAUUUACUUUAAAUUCUACUUAGUCAAGCUUUUAGUAAAACAUUUUUUUUUGAAUAUAAUCUUGGCUUUUGUUCGUAACAUUUUUGGUGGAACAUACAAUAAAAAAACGAAGAAUGAUUU